UCAUUAAUGAGCACUCUGGGUUCGGCCAGUCAAACAGCUACAAAUCCACGUAACAGUUACCUUGUCCAGCCCACAUUUUACCAGCUUCUCAGCAAUACUAUCAUGAGGGAUUUUGUCAAAAGCCAUUCUGAAAUCAAGAUACACUAUGCCCACAGCAUUCCCCUGAUCCAUCAAGUUAGUAACUCUAUCAAAGGAAUGAGAUUCGUCUGCCACAACUUGUUUUUGAGAAACCCAUUCUGGGUCUUGGUAAUCACAGCAUCCUUUUCUAAGUGCUCACAAGCCAAUCGUUUAAUUAUCUGUUCUAGGACCUUUUCUUGUAUCAGCGUCAAGCUGGCCAGUCGGUAGUUACCUGGGUCUUCUUUCCCCCCCUUUUGAAGAUGGAGACAACAUUUCCCUGCCUCCAGGACAUAUGGAGCUGCCUGAAACAGAGUCUGCCCAAGACUUCUUCCUUGACAUCUCAGACCAGGAGUGUUUCUCCUUUGUGUUUUUCACAACCUACAUGAUACACCAGUAGCUGACACAAAACAUUUAAGUAUGCAAAGCAUGUGUUCUGCCACUGAGCCAUGGCCCCUUCUGGCUAAGGGAACAUAAUGAAAAACAUACCAGGAGUCUACCAGCUAAACAAUGCAUGCCUGUGUACUGUGAUGUGACUUACAAUAUAAUGCUUUACCUUAAAGUCCCUUUGUCCUCUUAUGCCCUUUUGAGCUGGCUGGAACGGGGUGGUGUGAGACAGUCCUUCCAUUGAGGGCAGUCUAUACCAUGAGCCAAGAGGCUGUAAAGUAUAAUAAGAACUUGUGGGGAAUGAGGAACCCAAUUUCUUUGGGACUAUUUGGAGUAAAUGAUUUCAGAACAGCAGGUGUUAAGUCCUGAAAAAAUGCUCGUUCUGUGUAAGGGUCAACUCACACAGUUGCAUAUCCAAGGGGGUGAUUUCUUGAAAGGAUAGAGACAUAUGUAAUAUGAAAAAAGGAUCUCAGUUAUGAAUCCUUUGGGUAUCGAAAGCUUAUUUUAGUUGUUGACUCACAGGAGCCAUCAUUUUAUUUUUCCAGAAUAUCUUGUACAUUUUGUCAUUCCAGGAUACAGUAUUCUGAGAGGAAAAUAGGAUUUGCCACCAAAAAAAUGGCAGCACUGACUAAUGGCCACCAUUCUGCCUCUUCCCUCAUUUUCGGUGCUCCAGUGAUUGUAUAUUCUAAAUUUCGGAAAGCUAGAGAAGAGAAGGGAAGCAUGACUAAUAGUGGAUGUACCCAUGCAAGGUCAAUGAGGGUAGAUUUAGGCUUCUGCAGAGUUAGACUCAAGGGUGUCUGUACAGCAAGCCUUGAUUCCAUCCCUCAGCAGAAAUAGUAUUAUGAUAAUCACAGAAGGCUGAUCAAGCAUUUAGCAGUCCCACCUAAGUUGCCAGCUGCGAAACUGGUUAGGAGCAGCACAGCUAUAAAGACAUUAUGAGAGCUUAGCAUCACAGAAGCAUGUUAUGUUAGGAUGACAGGUCUGGUAAAAAGUAUAACAACCACCAGGCUAGUUAUCAAGGCAAGGUCAGAGAAUUUCUUGUAAAUACUUGUCAGUACCAGUAUGUCAGAGGCUGAAAGCCAUAUAGGAUGAUACAUUUCCUGUCACAGCGUGAGUCCAUCUUUUGAAAAUAAUCUUCUUUUUUAACCAGUUAUUGGUAAUCAAAGCAUCCUCUUCUAAGUGGAUAAGUACUUGCAACCAAGUAGGAACUGACAAAUCUGCUAGUUUCAGUUCCUCCCAGUUUCUCAUUUUCUAGUCUGAGGUUCAGUUGAUCAAAUUCCUGCAUCAGUUAGUGUUGUUCCCCCUGCCCCAAUGUCACAAAACUAUUCAAAAGCAAAGGUUUGUGUUUUUUUAAAAAAAAAAACCCAAAACACACACACCCAUACACAAGUUGAAUGUUGGGUUGACAACUGAAUGUCAUCUCUCUCCUUAUGCAUUUGAUGGACUGUCUAGUUCAGGCAUCCCCAAACUUCGGCCCUCCAGAUGUUUUGGAUUACAAUUCCCAUCUUCCCCGACCACUGGUCCUGUUACCUAGGGAUCAUGGGAGUUGUAGGCCAAAACACCUGGAGGGCCACAGUUUGGGGAUGCCUGGUCUAGUUCCUCACUGGUGCUGGUAAUUUCAUGGGCACUGGCCAAUACAUCCCUACCACAGUUACAACUGGUAUCAGGGGAGGAAAUUGUCUUCUCCCCAGACCAUCAAGCAAAGCCUGCAUAAUAAGCUUAUUGCAGCCACCUCUCAAAAUUCACACCUCUCUGAAUUUUUCCAUGCAGGUCUUCACCCAGGUAAUAUGUACAAAAAUGCAUAUACUGGGGUGAAGUGUGCAUAAGCAUUGAUAGUGAAAAUAGCACGGAAAAUAUUAGGCAAAAUUGCAUAUAAAAUGUGUAUUUCAUGAGAAAUUCACACUGAAAUGCUGGUGAAUUUUCGUGAGGUCUUCAAAAUAAAUAAAAUUGCAAACGAAUGUGGAAAUGUGGAAAACUGAAAUUCAUUGGGGGGGAAACAAGAAGCCAACAUGGAGGGAUGCACCCUUCUCCCGCGCAUGCCCUGGUUUACGCACUGAAUGGAAAAACACAACUCCAAUGUCUCAUUGCAGAUACAGAAUUUCUGGCUGAUUAUUAUGGUGCACCAGCUUUCUGAGUUUGUAAAUGGUUAUUUUGAGGUUGAAUGCCCAGCUGCUAAGGUACAAUAGCUUCUUUUACAGGGUCCUUUAUCUUUGGUUGCCAUAUGUCCAGUGGGUGUGUAUAUCAAAGUAAUCUUCUCUACUCACAUGAAAGGCUAUAAAUUAAAGCCCACUGUGACCGUCUUUAUUUGAACAAUUGUACAAUGGCCUGUCUCAUAUCCAUUGGCACAUCUUGGCAUUAAGAAAAAAAAAUGUUUUCCCCUGUGCAGUAACCUUUGCUUAUUGGGAGCAAGCUAUUCCGCAGAGCCAUUGCUGGUAUUGUCCAGGGAAGGGAAGGUUGAGGCGAGAAAAGCAUAUGCCAGAGUAGAAUGACACCCCAAAUAUCUGCAGAAAAGGUCAAAAAGAGUGGUGGGCUGCAUCUGUCCCAAAAGAGGACUUGGUAAGCUGCUGAAUCGAACAUGCAGCUCCUCAUCAUAAGCCUCGUCAUCCCUCUUGUCGUCAGUUCUACUGCAGAGGAUUUCUCCCUCGUGGAGGGUAUACCAUGUUCAAAAUUCCAAGUGGCUUUCAAUAGCUCAUGCUAUGAGUUUGUAAGGCUCCAGCGCACUUUCACGAGUGCCCAGAGCUGGUGUGAGAGAGGAGGGGGCCAUCUGGUCUUUAUUGAAAACGAAGAAACCCAGAUGUUUCUGCAGGAGCACAUCUCUCAGGACAUCGAAUGGUGGAUCGGCAUAACCUACAGUUCUUCUUCCAAUGAAACUACUGAAGGGUCCAUGGUUUGGCUCGAUACCUCGAAUAUCACCUACAGCAAAUGGCACCAAGACCUGCCUUCCGUUCUCUCGUCGUCGUGUGGCUAUAUCCUGAAAAACGCCGGCUAUGACUGGGGUGUAACAGAGAACUGCAGCCAGGAGUUUGACUUUAUUUGCGAGUUUGAAUCAGGCCAAAGCAUUGCCUGCGACAACUUCAAUGCCACAGUGCAGUGUGGCUCAGGAGAAGUAAUUCAGAUUGGAGAAAGCUUCUAUGGACGAAAAACACCUCACUUCUGUGUGCUAGAGACACCCCUACAGUUUGAUGUCGAAGAGGAAUGUAGCUGGAUAAGUGUAAAGGAUGAAGUUGCAGGGCAGUGCCAUGGACUCCAGGCAUGUCAGGUUGCAGCUGAUGGGACCUUCUUUGGAGAUCCUUGUCCAAGUUUGGGAAGCUACCUAUCCGUUCAAUACCACUGCAUGGAAGGCUUGCGACUGGCUGUGACAGAGGAAAGCUUUAUCUUUGAAAACAUCACCAUAUCAGUGAAGUGGCUACUCUCUCCUUAUUCUGGCAAUCUCUCCUGCAUCAUUAGCACCGGAGACGGAAACACUAUUGAUCCAUACUACCCUCCAACCCUGACUAGCAAUGUGACCCAUCGCUUCACAUCUCCUGGCGAAUUCACCAUCUUUGUGGAGUGCACAACCAGCGAGUGGCACGUCACAGCUCAGAAACUGAUCACCGUGCAAGACAAAAUGGAUGAGCUUUUGGUGACUGGGUGCUUCAGCAAAUAUGAAGUAGGGAACACUUCACAUUGCAGGACUCUUUAUGAAGAGGUGUUAUGGAUUCAAGUGGAACUUAAUGGAGGUAGUGGAGUGACCUAUACCGUGCUGGCUGACAACAAAACUCUGAUGGAGUCCAGGGUGAAGGAAGGAAUUGCUCCUCACAAUCUCACCCUGGAUAGCGUAUCCCAACGGCUGAUUGGUCCUGGUGUCCAUCAUCUUGAAAUAGUUGCGUCCAGCAACACCACGGAAGCAGAUGUUUCAGAAAUCCUGACGGUUCAUUUAGUCGAAGCAAUCUCUGGUCUUCAGGCCAUAUUAAGCUCCCACUCUGUGGUUUUAGGAGAAGAUCUGGAGAUAAAAGUCUCUGUACAUCAUGGGUCUCCUGAAAAACUGAGGUUUGAGGUGACCGGGCUGAAUGAGACCUUUUCCCACUUGAAGGACUUCACCGAAGGAGACGCCGAGACCUACAGAAUCCCAGUGAAGUCUGAAGGUACUUUCCAGGUCAAAGUGUUUGCUAUUAAUGCCUUCUCAAACAUGAGCACUGAUGCAGGAACUGUAAUCGUCUCAUCUAACAGUUCUCACGAAGAAGAUCCCCUUGAGGACAAAGAGCAGUCCAAUGUACAUGGUGAAAAAAGAGUUGAUGACAAAGGGAAAAACAAGAUCUACAUUAAGCCCAGCCGCCAUGCCAGCCUCUUCACAACACUCAUUCUUGGCUGGCCUGAUGACAGCACUAAUUCUACCUACACCUGGUCUUGCGGUUACUGCUGGCCUGAAUGGGACCAAUGUGUGCAAGAGCAUUCCAUCCUCACAGACCAAAGAGAGAUCCGGAUCCCACCGGCCUGCUUACCUCCUCCCAGCUCUGCAGUGACGGUGAAAGUUACAGUCAAAAGUCCAGCAAAAGAAGAAAAACAGGAUGAGCAAUGCCUCUACAUUACAGCAAAGCAGGAUAUGAACCUGCAAAUCAGCUGCAAUACGAACUGCAAACCAGUGAAUGUUACUGAAGAUGUGACGCUCUUAGCAUCUGUGGGGACAGACUCAAAGGCUACGCUGUACAAGUGGUACUUAGAUCAUACAUUCCAUAGAAAGCCCAAUCCACUUCCACCAUGCUGUAGCUUGCAUGCUUUCCCACAAAGCUCCCUCACUUUGCUUCAGAGUGGCACACCAAUGUUGGUGCUGAACAGCUCCUUCUUACAAACCCAGGGAGAAGCUUUUCGAAUUAAAGUAACAGCUAUGAGUGAGGACAAAUAUGGUGAAGACACCUAUACUGUGAGCACGUUGCCUCCACCUGUAGCCCCAGUAUGUACUGUAUCUCCUGCUCAAGGAUCAGUGCUCACCAGCUUCUCCAUCUCCUGCCACUCUCCCUGUCUGGUGGAUCAGUGCCUUCCAGCUGACAGCUCCUCACUCACAUACUGCUUCUACCUGGAGACAAAUUCUCUUCUACACUGCGGACAAGAGCCUGUCCUACCCUCAGUUUACCUUCCACUUGGAGAAGCAGACAAUAACUUUCUUUUAUGGAUUAACAUUGGUGUGAGCAACAACUAUGGUGACACCGUUUAUACCAAUGCCACUGUCAGGGUUCAACAUCAGGACAUAAGCAGCGGAAACCGGACCUUGCAAGCCAUUAUUUCAGAAAAAUCGAACACCAUCCUCAAAGGCGAGAACAACAGCAUGACCCUGUUCCAGCUGUACAAGUCAGUCUCUUCUGUCCUUAAUCUAGAAACAAAAGAAGAGAGUGUUAAUUCAUCUCUGCGGACAGAUACACGGAAAGAGCUGCGAGAGCUGAUGCUGACAACCCUUUCUGGUGUAAAUGUAACAUCAAUGCAGACGGCUCUUAAGAUGUCAGAGGUGCUCAAAGAAAUCACUUACAGGAGUGAAGAGCUCUCUUCCUCUGCACAGGUGGAAGCUGGCAAUACUUUGAAGGAUGUCAGUGAAUCCUUGCUGAUUGUGAAUGCUGAAGAUGGCGAAGAUGACCUGAAGCGCAAGGAGGCUGCCGGCUACCUGUUCAAUGCAGUGAGCAACGUCCUUGAAGCUGCUGUGCGGAAUGGGACAGAGGAUUCUGCUGCACCAGAGACUGCACAGAGUUUGGUGUCACUGCAGCUUCUAAACACCAUUGAAAACCUCCAGAGUGCUCUCUUGAUUGGGAAGUUGCCUGACAAUGAACCCAUGGUGCUCACAGCCCCUUCUGCGGCCAUGUACAUCAACCGGUUGCAGACGGACAGCGCAGACAGCACAUCCAUUCAUAUCUCUGACUCCAGCUCUGCCAGCUUCACUCUGCCCUCUGCCUCUUCUCUCAGCAUCUCAGGAGACAGAGACGAGACAGUGGACAUCAGGAUGGUGAGCUUGUCUGUGAACCCCUUUUCCGCAAGUGACAGCUUUGAUAUCCAUGGUGCUGUGGGAGGCCUCUCCCUCACCAGCCUAGAUGGACUGGUUAUUCCGGUUAAGAACCUUACAGAAGACAUUGAGAUAAUGCUGCCAAGGAAUUCAGCAACCGACAAUGACCUGAGUGUGUUGAAUCUGGGAAACUUCAGUGCUCUCCAAGUCAAUGUGACUUCCGUAAAUGCAUCUCUAGUGAUCCAUCUACAGCUGGACCAAGACAUUCCACUUAUCCUAUAUUUGGGAUACGGCUAUCACCCCAACGAGACUGACUAUGAAUUGAUGACACGCCUUCCUCUCAACAGAAAUUCAAGAGACUUCAGCUCAACCUCAUCUGUUCCAGAUGUUGUAUAUUCCUGGAUCCUUCACCCAGAAGACCUUAUUUUUGGAGAAGGGACCUACUAUUUCAUUGUGAGACCAGAAACAGAACUGGAUUCCAUGGCCACCCAUGACAUAAACGUUUCUGUCACUUGCUUUGUCUCCCAAUGUGUAUUCUGGGAUGAGCACCAAGGGAACUGGAACAGCUAUGGAUGCCACGUUGGCCCCAAAACAAACCCCAAUGGCACUCAGUGUCUCUGCAACCACCUGACAUUCUUUGGGAGCUCCUUCUUUGUGAUGCCAAACUCCAUCGACGUCAGCAGAACGGUGGAGUUGUUUGCCACCUUUGUGGACAACCCUGUGGUGGUGACAACUGUGGGCAGCAUCUUCCUCGUGUACCUGCUGGUUCUGAUCUGGGCCAGAAGAAAAGACAUCCAAGAUGAUGCCAAAGUGAAGAUAAUGGUGUUGGAGGACAACGACCCCUUUGCUCAGUAUCGCUACCUGGUGACUGUUUUUACUGGACACCGUCGAGGCUCAGCUACAACCUCCAAGGUGACUCUGACCUUGUACGGCCAGGAAGGGGAGAGUGAGCCACACCACCUGGUGGACCCCGACAUGCCAGUCUUUGAGCGAGGAGGAGUGGAUGUCUUCCUACUGUGUACACUGUUUCCUCUCGGGGAACUGCAGAGCAUCCGGCUGUGGCAUGACAAUUCAGGAGGCAGCCCGUCCUGGUAUGUGAACCGUGUGCUGGUUCAUGAUGUGGCCACCGAUCAGAAAUGGUAUUUCCUCUGCAACUCUUGGCUAGCCAUUGAUGUCGGAGAUUGUGUCCUAGAUAAAGUGUUCCCCAUAGCUACUGAGGAAGAUAUGACGCAGUUCAGCAAUCUGUUUUUCAUGAAGACCUCAAAGGGUUUCCGUGAUGGGCAUAUUUGGUACUCCAUUUUCAACCGCUCGCCACGCAGCUCCUUCACGCGAGCCCAGAGGGUAUCCUGCUGCUUCUCCCUGCUUCUGUGCACCAUGCUGACCAGCAUCAUGUUCUGGGGCGUGCCUAAGGAUCCAGCUGACCAGAAAAUGGAUUUAGGUAAAAUAGAGUUCACAUGGCAGGAGGUGAUGAUUGGCUUUGAGAGCUCCCUCCUCAUGUUCCCCAUCAACUUGCUCAUCGUCCAGAUCUUCAGGAACAUCCGGUCUCAGCCUAAGAAAGAGAAGAAACCAGGGAAAAGUGGGCGAGUGUCGCCUGACCUGCCUGCACCUCUGCACCAAGCUACCCAGAAUGUGUCACUCACUCCGGAGGCUGUUAUCAAGGAUAUCAGGCGAAUUGCCAACUCCUUGUUCAAAACCCUCAAGGCCCCACUGCCUUCCCCAAACCCUGAUUUUGGCAAAUCGACUGACAUCAACAAGCUCUUGGCCUUGGUUGAGGACAUUAUCUGCCAGCAGAACAGGAUUGGACAGGAAUUUUAUGACGAGAGCAAGAAGAAAGAUGAUCCAAUUAUCAUUACCCUUGGCUUGGUGGAUUUACAAGAAAAGACAAGGACUCCAACUCCAGAAAAAGGACUGGGUGAAAGGCUGAAGCAUCGAGACUACAACCGCUGCCUCUACAUGCAGCUGCAGCAUGUGGAGCUGGAGCUGGAGCUGUUGGGGCCUCAUAGAUUCCAGAACCCACAAAGCUACUCCCAGGCUGUAAGGCAGGUUCGGCACAUGAAGGACUUCCUGGAAAGCCAGCUGUGCUCCGCAGCAUCCAUCAGCGAGAGUGGCUCGCCAACUCCCAGCGUUCUCGGAGAUGGCAGGAAGGAACCAACACCCAAAGGCCUGCCCCGGUGGUGUGUCUUCAUUGGCUGGUCCCUGGUGGCCAUCACCAGCGGCGUAUCGGGAUUCUUCACAAUGCUGUAUGGGCUGCAUUAUGGGAAGGACAACUCCAUCAAGUGGCUGAUCUCCAUGGCCAUCUCCUUCUUUGAAAGCCUUUUCAUCACACAACCCUUAAAGGUCCUGGGGUUUGCUGCUUUCUUUGCUCUGGUUCUUAAAAAGGUGGAACAGGAAGAUGAGGAAAACACAUCUAUCAAUGGCCCAUUGUCUGCCCCAGGUGACUCAAACCCUAUCUUUGGAGCCCGCAGGGACAGCGGAAGCAACAUCUACCAGCCUCCCCCUUCUACCGACAUUGAGAAAAUGAAGAAUAACCGUGUCAAGGAGCAGAAAGCAUUUGCCCUGAUUAGAGAAAUAUUGGCCUACUUGGGCUUCUUGUGGAUGCUGCUUUUGGUUGCCUAUGGGCAGCGAGAUCCUAACUCCUAUUACCUGAACAAACACAUUGAGAACAGCUUCACAGAUGGAUUCCAAGACGUCUUCAGUUAUCAGGACUUCUUCAAAUGGGCCAGAACCACCUUAGUCAGCAACUUGUACAGCUCACACCAAGGCUUUAUCACAGAUGGCAACUCCAAGCUGGUGGGCAGUGCCCGGAUUCGCCAGGUGCGAGUGAAGGGCAACACCUGCCCAAUAGAUCCAAAACUGCAGCUGACGGUUGGCAAGUGCCAUGCUUCUUAUUCUUUCGACACAGAGGACAUGGCAGACUAUGGAGCACACUGGAACAUCUCUUCCCUUGAUAACUCAUCAGAACUCAGUUCUGCAUGGCAGUAUCAGAGCCAGUCCAAACUGAGAGGGCACCCAAUCUGGGGCAAACUGGCUGUCUACAGAGGUGGUGGAUAUGUGGUUCACUUGGGGACAGAUGGCCACAAUGCCUCCAGAAUCCUCCAGUACCUCUUCAAUAACGUUUGGCUGGAUACAUUUACGAGAGCUGUGUUUGUUGAGUUCACUGUCUACAAUGCAAAUGUGAACCUCUUCUGCAUUGUAAGCCUCAUGUUUGAAACCAAUGCCUUAGGAGCCUUCUUCACGCGGUCUGAGCUGCAGAGUGUCCGGCUUUAUCCAUACACAGACGGUCUGCAUAUCUUUGUGAUAGCAGCAGAAGUCAUUUAUUUCCUCUUUGUCAUAUACUACAUGGUGGGACAGGGAAAGCUCAUGCGGGCUCUGAAAUGGAAUUACUUCCGAAGCAAGUGGAACCUGUUAGAACUGGCCAUCAUUUCCAUCAGCUGGAGUGCCCUGUUGGUGUUUAUAAGACGGACAAUCUUGGGCUCGCGGGACAUCAGCUACUAUCAGGAGCAUAAGGAUGAGUUUGCAAGCUUCAAUCAGACAGCGACUGUUGAUGCAGUUCUGGGCUACCUGAUUGCCUUCCUGGUGCUUCUUGCCACUGUGAAACUCUGGCAUCUCCUGCGGCUGAACCCAAAGCUGAACAUGAUCACCUCGACUUUGAGGAGGGCCUGGGGGGACAUAUCAGGAUUUGCAACUGUGAUUAUAAUCAUGUUCCUUGCCUACUCCAUAGCGACAAACUUGAUAUAUGGCUGGAAGUUGAACUCUUACAAGACCCUGUUUGAUUCUGCGGAGACAAUGGUCAGUCUUCAGCUUGGAAUCUUCAACUAUGAAGAGGUCUUGGACUACAAUCCCAUCUUGGGCUCCUUCUUAAUUGGCUCCUGCAUCAUUUUUAUGACGUUUGUGGUGUUGAAUCUCUUCAUUUCUGUGAUCCUUGUUGCUUUCAGUGAGGAACAGAAACAUUAUCAGGCUUCUGAAGAGGAAGAGAUUGUUGACCUAAUGCUGAAGAAAAUUUGCAGCUUCCUUGGAAUAAAAUGUAAAACUGACCAGAAACUUGAAGAACCUGUGAUGACCAACUAACAACUAGUCUUCUUACCCACUUCAACUUACAGCUGUUGCAGCUGCCUUUAGAUAUUGUGGCUUCCAUGUUUGUGAAAUGUUGUGGCAGACAGCAGGAUUACUUUCAAUGACUGAGAUCUUGAUGUGCUCUCCAAUAAUUGUACUUUAGAUACUGGCCUUAACUCUGUACUGAUAGAUGUGAAAAUGAGUGCUUGACAGAACUAUAGAACUGGUGGUUGCUUGAUUAUGCAUACUGCUUUAUUCUGUACUUAUUCCACAGUGUAGUAUAAUAAAAGCUAAUA
Molecule: messenger RNA, 10815 nt
Organism: Zootoca vivipara (common lizard)
Lineage: Eukaryota; Metazoa; Chordata; Lepidosauria; Squamata; Lacertidae
Product: polycystin-1-like protein 2
Biological process (GO): detection of mechanical stimulus
Cellular component (GO): membrane
Molecular function (GO): calcium ion binding; protein binding; carbohydrate binding
Source: RefSeq, a predicted model, not a curated record